AUGGCGGCAAUCUCCUCCCUCCAACCAAACCCCAACACCAUCGCUUCCAAGCCGUGGCCGCCAUAUUUACUCCAGCCGCGCCGUCAGCUCCACAUAACUCCCCGGAGCUGGCGGCGAUAUCCUCCUAAUGGCGUUGGCGUCGUCAGGAAAUACCCCCUCGUCCGAGCUUACAUGGAGGAAUCCAACACCAUAUCCGGCUUCGUAAAUAAACUAAUCGGGUCGUUACCCGUGAUUGGGCUGGUGGCCCGGAUUUUCAGCGACGAAGGAGGUGUGGGCGGAGAUAUUGUGGAUUUCGCCGAGUUCAGGAGGCGGGUGGGGAAUAAAUGCUCCGUUAAUGAUUCCAGGGCUUUGUUCGAGUUUCAAGAUCGACGGGGCAAGGCUGGGGACCCUUUGUACGUACUUUUGUGUUGUUGGGUAGCUGCAGUUGGAGCUGGAUUGCUCAAAUCCGAGGAGAUCUUGGAAGGAGUUGCCAGGCUUCGAGUUUCAAAUGAUAUUGAGUUUGAGGAGGAAAACUUUAUUGCUAUGAUGAGUAACUCUAAAGAGAGACGUGCAAAACUUAAAGCUCUGGCCCCAACUAUUCCAAUGGAAGUUCGAGCUGAAAAGGCUUUAGAAGCUAUAUAUGUUUGCUGUUUUGGGAGGGAUCUUAUCGAAAAAGAAGAUGAAGAAUUGUUAUCCGUCAUACUUUACGCCGUUUUUCCCACUGUUGGAAGGCCGGUGAUCGAUUCCAUUGUAAAAGAGAAAGCAAAGCGAGUUGCAGAUGGAACAGAUGCGUCGAGGCUCCUCCUGAUCCGGUAUGCGAUGAUUCUCACGGAUGCCACCUUGGUUCAAAGUUAA
Striga hermonthica is the source of this 834-nucleotide messenger RNA. The record is from the annotation of a GenBank genome assembly. NCBI's taxonomy places the organism in Eukaryota, Viridiplantae, Streptophyta, Magnoliopsida, Lamiales, Orobanchaceae.